GAUAUAGGCUUGUCCUUUCGGGCUAAGGAUUUUUAUGUAUGUUUAUAACAUGUUUUAGCUCGAUUCUGAACUUAGUUUGACCAGUUUAGUCGACAUAUAAUAUGUAAUUUUGAAGUUUUGAUGCGCAACCCAUAGAAUUUUGGGUGCAUUUCAGCCGAAAUUAGUCGCGUUUGAUAACCCAAAGACACACAUUUGAAAGGCAAACGCUGGUUUUGGUAAGUAUGACUUCUUCCACGACUUCUGAUCGAACAACGGCAAAGGUAAGGGAAUAUUUAUGUGGUUAUUAUGUGUUUCUGUGGACUCCGAAAUAGCGGAGCCAUAUUGCUAAUCUAUGAGCGCCGUCUCAUAUUAUUGACAAGUGAACGAAUUCUGUAACGUAAAAUAUGUAACACAGCUGUUUUAUUAAGAAGAAGUGUAUCUUUCUAACUAUAUGUAGAACAUGUAUAUUUAGUCAACGUUUAUGAUGUGUAUUUCUGUUAUCUGGCAGAGUUAAAAUAAUUUCUCCGGACAUUGUAGUAGCAUUUUUUGAACAUGACGUUCAAUGUAAACAGUGAUUUAUGGAUAUAAAUGGCAUAUUAUUGAAAAAAACAUAAAUGUACUGUAUAACAUGUCCUAUUCCUGUCAUCUGAUGAAGAUUUUCAAAAGGUUAGUGAAUUAUUUUUCUUUUAAUCCUGCUUUUGUGAUUGCAUCUAUUGUUCCACAAAUAUGGCUAUGUAAAUUAGCCUAUCUUUUGGUGGUGGUUUGACAUAAAUAUGUGCUAUGUUUUCGCCGUAAAACAUUUUAGAAAUCUGACUUGCUGGCUAGAUGACCAAGGUGUUUAUCUUUCAUUUGAGCUAUUGGACUUGUUAAUGUGUGGAGGUUAAAUAUUUCUAAGAAUAUUUUUGCGUUCUGUGCGCCACUGUGUCAGUUGAGCAGGGGGGGAUGGUACCCCUAGAGGAUGUCGCUGACUUGUCUAGUUAAAUAAUGUUAAAAUAUAUGUUUUUAUAAAAAUAAGUAGACUGGGAUAUGACUCAAUAAAUUAAGAUGCUAGCUCUCCCUUUCCUCUUUUCCUCUUUUCAACAAACGUACAUGUUCAUGGAUACUCCCAUAAUUAAAACAUUUACAAAGAAAAUAGAAAAUAUCACACAUUUAUUGUUUUAGUUGUACUUAUAAAAAAUACAUUCCUCUCACCUCAAUGUGUCACGACUUCCGCUGAAGUUAGUUCCUCUCCUUGUUCAGGUGGCUUUCAGUGGUCUGCGUUGCCGGUUUUCUAGCCAUCAUCGAUCCACUUUUCAUUUUACAUUUGUUUUGACUUGUCUUCCCACACACCUGGUUUAAAUUCCAUCAUUUCAUGUUGGGUAUUUAACCCUCUGUUCCCCCCAUGUCCUUGUCCGGAAUUGUUUAUUGUAAUUUAUUGUAGUUUAUUGUAUUGCUUGUGCACGUUAUUCUGGUGUGCGACAGGUUUUGUACCCAUUGAUUUAUUGUUCUGUUUCCGGUGGUUUUUAUUAUUAAACUGCGCCGUUGUAAACACAGUUUUUGCUCUCCUGUGCUUGACUUCUCUGCCGCCAGUACGCACGCCGUACACAAUGUUUUGUCAUGCUGACGUGAACUGACCAGGUGGAUGAGUUAUUUCAAAGAAUUCACACAGGUCCAUUUCUGUUGGUAGUAAUUAGCACUGUCACAACCAACCCAUGAGGCAACCAACCCCGGUAUCCCCUACUUUUACCACAGCAUAUCGGUUUAUCAUUACAUAUACCAGAAAAUUGGGUCAGACAGAGCAACGAACUAUAGCUACACAUUAUACCCUUUUUGUUUUUCUGUAAAUAAACAAACUGUACAGUUAUUUCACUGAUGUUCCAAUCAGUCACUCAACACUCAAAACCAAUGUCUGUUCCCCUUCUCUCCCCCUUCAUUUCACCAUUCCACCCACCUCAGGGAGGUCAUUUAACUUCACCAGACAUUAAAAGAAGAAAGAGUGCACAGGAUCACCACCCUGGUUCCUCAUCCACUGUUCGGAGGUCCCUACAAAUGAAUAGAACGGUAACACAGCAUGGUAAUUCAGCUUCUGCCAAGAGAGCACUGUUUCCCUUCAACCAAUCAGUGGGCUCAAUCACAGAAUCUGAGGAGGAUGACAAUGAUGAGGAGGAAGAGGAGGAAGAAGAAGCUGAGCAGGAAAGCGAGGAAGGAGAGAGAAGAGAUCAGGCAAACACUGCUGGAGAGAGCAGUACAGGAGGCAGCCAUUGUGGUGUGAAGAAGUCUGUCUUCAAAGUCACCUGUGGAGCCAUCAAUGGAAUGCUACAUAAGGAUCGGUUUGCAUCAGGGUCGUGUGGAAAGAGCAUCCGAACGGAGCAGCGCUGGAUGACCCCGGUGGAGUUUUUGACGGGGGGGUCAAAUCUGGAAGAUCCCUCCUGGAAGAAAGACAUCCAGUGGGACGGGAAACCACUCAGCCUCCUCAUAGAGAGUAAGAUCUUGGUCAUCCACUCUCUCCUGUGUAAGUGCAAGCUGUGCAGCUCCACGGCCAAAGACAGGCAUGAUCAGGAUAACGAUGACGACUGCUUCAUCUGUAGAAGCCAGGGCAGCUUGAUAUGCUGUGAUGAGUGUCCUCGCUCCUUCCAUCAGAGAUGUCAUCUUCCUAAUGUGGAUGAUGCUAUCCUGGGGGAUGAUUGUCCGUGGAUGUGUACAUUCUGUGUACUGAGGGCCAGUCAGUCGUGGCGCUACCCCAAACAAAUGACCUACCAGGAAGCCUUAACCUGCCGAAUCUCAGACCACCAACUGGAAUGCCAGUACCUCCUGCUGUGUCUGUACAAUGCGGACGAGGAACACAUCGCUGUGGCAGAUCCUUGCAUCAAUGUGAGAAACUACACCAGUGUGAUAAAAAACCCUAUAUGGCUGGACAGGGUUGUGGAGAAGCUGCAGCAGAAUCUCUACCAGUCGGUGCAACACUUUGUGUCUGAUGUGUUGCUUAUCUUCACCAACUGUGCCACAUUUAACAGGGACAAUGCAGAGUUCCGUGGGAUGGGUGAACAAUUGAAGGAUCUAUUUGAGAGAGAGUUCAAGAGUACAUUCAGCAUCCAACUUCAGCAUCCAACUGCAUCCAACAGCCAGUAGAGCCUUCAUCAAGUCUGUACUGUUAUCUCACUAUGAGACAACAGGAAAUAUUCACCAUGCCCUGGUCUUUCUAUACAGCCUUCAUACAGACUUGCAUGUACAUUAUUAUCCAUCUAGUCCUUUCAUGAAUUUCUUUCAUUCGUUCUAGCAGUCAAAAUGGGUGUGUGAUGAUAAUUGAAAUUGAAUGAUGGUGAUAACAUUGCAUUUCACACAGUAAAUGUUGCUUUGCUAACUUCUCAUACAAGAUCCUUAGAAUUCCUCACCUUCCAGGUUCUUACUUCAGGUUAGGCCUCACUAGAUUCAUGUCCAGGGAUUCUAGCAAAAAUAAACUCAUGAAUUUCUAAAACAUUGUA
Molecule: messenger RNA, 3440 nt
Organism: Oncorhynchus kisutch (coho salmon)
Lineage: Eukaryota; Metazoa; Chordata; Actinopteri; Salmoniformes; Salmonidae
Product: nuclear body protein SP140-like protein
Exons: 11
Coding region: 1831-3087 (418 amino acids)
Biological process (GO): regulation of transcription by RNA polymerase II
Cellular component (GO): nucleus
Molecular function (GO): DNA-binding transcription factor activity, RNA polymerase II-specific; protein binding; DNA binding
Source: RefSeq, a predicted model, not a curated record